AGCAGAGGUUUAGCUCCCUCUACAAGCGGUGGCCUGAUCUACUUGUGAAUCAUAGUGCCAGAGCCGCAAGUUGAAUUCCCCGGUGUUAAAAUUUGAAGAUUUUUGUGAGAAAUAAAUCAUCAAAGCAAAAUACGAAUGAUUCAAAAGUACCUGCAGGUGGGAGCAGGCGUCCCCCGCCGUCGAUUUCUCAUAGCAGUUGCCCGCCACCUGAGCAAUGGCGACACCUUCAGGCCUUUUCAAGAUAUGCCUGGACCGCGAUCUUUUCCAAUCAUAGGAACUCUUUAUAAAUAUUUCCCAGUUAUUGGUGAUUAUCAGUUUGAAAGGUUGCACAGAAAUGGAGAGAAAAAACUUGCGCAAUACGGCAAAAUCGUGCGAGAGGAAAUCGUCAAAGGCACCAACCUAGUGUGGUUAUUCGACCCCGUCGAUAUUGAAACCCUUUUCAGACACGGCGAGGGAAAACACCCUCAGAGGUUGAGCCACCUCGCAGUUCUACACUUCAGGCUCACAAGGCGCGAUGUCUAUAAUACUGGCGGCCUCCUUCCAACAAACGGUCCUGAUUGGGCGCGGCUAAGGACAGUUUUCCAAAAGUCUCUGAGCAGGCCGCAAAAUGUCAGAAUGUACAUCCCUAUGUUGGAUGAAGUUCUCACGGAUUUUGUCAAGCUCAUUGAAAGGACUGCGUGCCGAUCUCCGGUGGACGAUUUUUUGCACGAACUCUCCCGUCUGAGCCUUGAGCAAACUGGAUUAGUAGCUUUUGAUGAGAGAUUGGGUGGCAUCGCGGAGGAACCAAUUGUACUCUGCGAGAAACUGUUGGAAGCUGCUUUAACGAUCAAUAGCUGCGUGUUGGGCACUGAUCAAGGGCUCCAUUUGUGGAAGAAAUUCAAAACGCCAUUGUACAAAAAAAUGGAAAGAGCUAUGUUGCACUUGGAAAAGGUCGCUAUCGAAUUCGUGGAGAGGAAAGCAGCACAUCUUGAGACUUAUAAGACAGUAGAUAACCGCGUCGGGCAGUCUUUGUCUCUGCUGGAACAAUUCCUCCAGUCCCCUGAUCUUGAUCGGAAAGAUGUGAUAGGAAUGGUGGUCGACAUGCUUCUCGCUGGUGCUGAUACGACGGCGUACAGUUCUAGCUUCGCCCUGUACCAUUUGGCGACGAACCCCGAAAAGCAGCGGUUGCUGCACGAAGAAGCGAGAUCGCUACUGCCGACCCCUGACUCUAGGAUCACGACUCAGACGUUAUCGGCCGCUGCGUACACCAAAGCCGUCCUCAAAGAAUCGCUCCGCCUUAAUCCUAUAUCGGUUGGCGUGGGACGCAUUCUCCAGCACGAUUCCGUUUUCUCGGGAUAUAAUGUGCCCAAAGGGACAGUGGUCGUGACGCAGAAUCAAGUCUCGUGCCGCCAACCAAGCAACUUUAUACGGCCAAACGAGUUCCUGCCUGAAAGGUGGCUCAGAGGCCACGAGCUGAACGAACCCGUGCAUCCUUACCUUACACUACCCUUUGGACACGGACCUAGGGCGUGCAUUGCAAAAUUGUUGGCUGAGCAGAACAUUCAAAUGAUGCUUCUGAGAAUUGCAAGGGAAUUCCACAUUACUUGGGAAGGACGAGGUUCACUUGACAGCAUUUCACUGCUGAUAAAUAAACCUGACAGGCCUUUACGAUUGCAGUUCCACAAAAUUUGAUCAUAUCGCGGACGAUAUCGCAUUUCUUAUUGAAGCCGCGCCGCAAAUUUUUGCUGUGCGAUUUGAAAACAAAAAUGGUAGCUAAAUUCCGAUAUGUCAAUUAAGAAUAAUGAUAUGUAUAGACUGGCUAAGAUUCAAAGUGGAAGAGAAAAUUUUCAUCAGUCCAUGAUUUUC
This is a messenger RNA of Cloeon dipterum, 1845 nucleotides long. It is a transcript of the gene dib, whose product is annotated as cytochrome P450 302a1, mitochondrial. The record is from RefSeq and is a predicted model, not a curated record. Gene Ontology annotation, molecular function: oxidoreductase activity, acting on paired donors, with incorporation or reduction of molecular oxygen; monooxygenase activity; heme binding. The transcript is spliced from 9 exons. Lineage: Eukaryota; Metazoa; Arthropoda; Insecta; Ephemeroptera; Baetidae. The coding region runs from base 136 to 1671 and encodes 511 amino acids.